AGGACCAGUUGUUGUCCUACUGGCGUGAUUUGAAGGCUCAAUGACACGAGCCUCCUAAGGAUACUCAGUCAAUGAGUAAAGAACCUGUGGCUAAGAACAAGUCACAGGCUAGUGCUUCGACUUUACCUAGUAAGCUUCCGAAGCGCAAAGUCAAGUUUGAUGUGACCGAGACUUCAGACAAUGAGGUGGAUAAGAAACCAUCUAUUUCAAAGGAAAAAGGUAGGGCUAGGGAAGUAUCCCCUAAGCCCAUCUGUACAGAAGUCAUCUACGCCCCAGCAGAUACUAUUGUUGAUGCAGUAAUGUCUUCCAUUAGCAAUGUUAAGCAGAAGACUGCUGUCGAAGCCACUACAAAGAAGGGUAAGGAAUGCGAGAGGCCUUCCGCUGAUCCUCACGACCCUGCUGUACCUGCGGGCCAAAUUGCUCCACAUAGCUAUUUAGAACUAGCUAUCAGUAAUGCAGUGGGGUCACAGUCACGAUGGAAUUCAUUAAGUUCUAUGUCGUCGACCUCAGUACAAUCCCCUAGUGUGACUGAUGGGUCAGACUCAAGGAAUUCAAGCCCUUCUGAUCCCUCUGAUUCAUCAUCCUCUGAUUCAGACUCUUCGAGCUCCAGCUCAUCGAGUUCUAGUGGGGCUCAUCAUCAUCGUAAGCAUUGUCAACAGCGUCACAAGGCACACCAUCAUCGUAAGUCCAAGAAGGACAAACGGCCCCUAUGGAAGCCAGUUCCACCUCAGCCUUAUGAUGGUCGUGCCGAUGCUGAGGUGUUCCAUCACUUUGUUAGGCAAGCAACGGAAAUGAUUAAUGGGUACAACAUACCUCGUCAUAUGAUCCCCUCGACCAUAGCAAACUAUUUGACUGAUCGAGCAUAUGACUUCUAUGCCAAUACCAUGGCUGAAGAUCCUCGUCGUUGGAUGAGGCUGAGGGAUAUUUUCAUUGGGCUAUUCAACUAUUGCUUCCCAAUGAAUUUCCAUCUUCAGAUUCACACGAAACUAGAAAAGUUCCAUCAGUAUGACCGAACAGUGCGAGACUAUGCACAUGAGUUGCGAAGCCUCUUAAGGCUGGCUGGUCACUCAGUCGAUAACCAAGAAUCAGUCAUGCGACUGUGGCGAGGACUCAAUCUGUCGAUUCAGGAAGUCCUAUGGGACCACAAGUUGUCACCACUUACCAGUACUUGGGAUGAAGUCAUGCGAGAGGCUGAGUUCAUUGAAGCCUCCCGACGUGUGAAAGAAGGAAUGCGUCAACAGAAUGGUGAUCGUUCUAGUGGCACUGGACCUUCAGGCUUGAAAGGGAGUGGAAAUGGAGGGCAAAAGAGUGAUCACCAAAGAUGUGACCAUUGCAACUGAGGUGGUAAUUGCCAUCCAAAUAGAAACCACUCAGGUCC
Messenger RNA from Somion occarium, 1378 nucleotides. The record is from the annotation of a GenBank genome assembly. NCBI's taxonomy places the organism in Eukaryota, Fungi, Basidiomycota, Agaricomycetes, Polyporales, Cerrenaceae.